UGGUUGGAUUCGCCGCCUUGACGACACCUCAUGAUUAUUCCUUAAUGACGCAUCCCGGCUCCGGCUUGCUGGAGGCCAGGUCCCCUUUUCAGCAUCUUCAUCUUCAACACACAACAUCCAUUGACGACUAGGGGGCGUCUCGGGGCGUCGCUGCCAAGGCAUUCUUCCCGCGGUAUUGUCGGUCAUGUUUUCCUGUCUUGGUUUUGUUUCUUUCUUCCUCUCUUAUCCUCUUGACCACCAUUUGUUAUCCUUUUUCCCAUCACGGAUUAUUAUGGCGACGGCGCAGGGUCACUACAGGCACGCGGGACGGUGUUUUGGGCGAAUGUGCUUUUGGCGCGCCUAUUCAGGCGAUGUUGCUUUCGCAUGGGCUUGUUGCGCGAGGCAUUUCAAUGUCGCCCUCCUUGCUGGAAUACCGGGGUCCCCCAUUUCUGGUCCCCCUGAGGAAACGGCUUUGGGAAUCCUGGCGCUUUAUUGCUGCAUAAUGCGGGCUUGUUGGGAAGGCGAUUGUGGGACGGACAUCGGGGAAAGAAAGAAUGGGCGGGCUGGGAGAAGCCAGCGGGUUUGGGAACCACCUGUCAUCCCUGGGAGAAGGGAUGGGAGCUGGUUGGAAAUUGUGUACAUAUCAGUGUUGGUUUCUGGCCCCGGGGUGAUGACGGUUUAACUUAGGCAUUCGGAAUGGGAGCAUUGCAUUGUCCUCUGAAUUGUCAACCGUGUUUUGUCUAGGGGAGAUGGAGCGGACUGGGUACUUAGCGAGUCUUGUAGCAUACCAUAAAGGAGAAGCGUUGAUUCCAUCAUUCGGACGGCGAGAUCA
Parathielavia appendiculata is the source of this 811-nucleotide messenger RNA. RefSeq lists its product as uncharacterized. Lineage: Eukaryota; Fungi; Ascomycota; Sordariomycetes; Sordariales; Chaetomiaceae. The transcript has a single exon. The coding region runs from base 185 to 661 and encodes 158 amino acids. The record is from RefSeq and is a predicted model, not a curated record.